Amblyraja radiata (thorny skate) is the source of this 2006-nucleotide messenger RNA. RefSeq names its product cilia and flagella associated protein 184 (gene cfap184). The record is from RefSeq and is a predicted model, not a curated record. NCBI's taxonomy places the organism in Eukaryota, Metazoa, Chordata, Chondrichthyes, Rajiformes, Rajidae. Gene Ontology annotation, cellular component: axoneme; ciliary basal body. Gene Ontology annotation, biological process: cilium assembly. The transcript is spliced from 12 exons. The coding region runs from base 186 to 1757 and encodes 523 amino acids.
CCGAAGGUAAAGGCGGCCCCGCGCGGUUUACCGGCUUUGACUGGAGAUUAUUCUCGCAAACGGACACCAAACUAGUUCCGAUAACCACUUAAUGUGUCCAACUGUUUGUCCCGAACUUGGGUCGAACAGCUGACAACCCAGCGCAACACACAGGAACAAACCAACUCCACCCAAAAGAAGAGCAAAUGAUUCAAGAAGAAGAUGAAGAUGAUGAGGAAACCAGAUCUUUACAGCAAGCAAUGGGCCAAGCUCCUCAAAGCAGCUCUCCUGGGCCGAAUGAGUCUGAAAUCGAGACAGAAGAGAAAUCUUCCGAUCUUCUUAUUCCUGAAGCAAAUGCGGAUGAUGAAAUGAUUGUAGUGAGUCCGAUAUCUGCCAGCGAGCAGCUUUCCCAAGAAUUUCAACUGUCCAGAAGCGAUGAGAUGUCUUUAACGGGAAAGGAAAGCGAGCAGAGCAGUGUCGUCACUGUAGGACAGAAAAGGGCUAACCUGAAAGUGAUUAUUACAAAGACUACUAGUGAUGAAGCAAGUGAAUCCGAGAGGACCUCCUCGUCUGCUUUCCCCAGUUCUGAGAACGUUACAGAGAGGGAAGAAUCUUUGCAGACAGUUGGUGCAGAUAUAUCUCGUGAUGACACCUCUGCGGAGGUGGAAUUUACAAGUGGUAUACCAACCAUUGAAACAGCGACAUCAGAGGGAGAAGCUCACUUUAAAAAAAGUGCUUUUUAUGUUUUGGUAGAGGAAGAAGAAAUAGAAGACGAUGAAGAAACAAAACAGAGAAAGUUUGAACGUAUAAAAUUGGAAUUGAAAUUUAAAGAAUUGUUUGGCGAACACAGUAGGUUUAAGCACCUUAAUAACCAAAUACAAAACAAACUAGCUAAUUACUAUAAGAAGAAAGCAGAGGAAUCAAAGAUUGAGUUAAAGAAGCCUCAAGCAGAUUAUGAUCAGCGCUACGGGAAAUUCAUGGACGUUCUGGCUAAGGUGCAGGAUACGUACAAUGAAGAGAACGAUCAUUUCCAGGAGCAGAUCGAUGAGCUCAGUGGUAAUUGUGAGGAGCAACAGCAGCUGACUGAUUAUGCAUGGAGGAUGUUUCAGUCCAGGAAGAAAGUUGUAGCAAAGAAUGCAUUGAACAAACGGUUAGGAAGGCAAGCAGCGCUCCAGGAGUUAGAACGGGUUCAAAGCAUUGAGGAGCAGAAAGAGAAGGAGAUGAGGCAGAUCCGAUUCCUGAUCAUUAAGAUGAAGAAUAAACUGAAGUAUUAUGAGCAUCAGUUGAAGGCGAAGGAGGAACUGGCUGAUGGACUCAAUCUGAUCGACUACGAGCAGCUGAAAAUCGAGAACCAGUCAUACAGUGAAAAGAUUGAAGAACGCAUUGAGGAAGUCACCAAAAUGAAGAAGAAAAUAGCAUCCACAAUCGAGGUGCUGACUCACAUCAAGGAAAAGCUGGAGUACGUGGAGAAAGAGAACGAGGAGAAGAAAAUUCGACUCAGGGAGGUUGAGGCGGUCGUGGCGCAGAAGAGGGAGAUCUUGACCAAGACCAAGCAAGCACGAGACAGAGUGCGGACAGCCAACCACGAGCUGAAGGAGAAAUGUGGUCUGCUGUGCAACAAGUUGUUGCUCCGCGACCUGGAGGACAACGUGGACGCCAACGAGAGACUGCAUCACCAGCUGGAGGAACUAAAAAGGCGCCACACCGACCUAACUCUCGACUCCUAUGGAAUCAAGAAGAAAAUUGAGUGGGUGAAGAUGGGACAGGCACAGACUUAGCGGGUGGUGAGGGAAGACUUUCCACUUCAUGCUGUUACGAUCAAUGUCAGAUGGCAUGUGACUUCAUUCUUGAUUCCUAUGUGUGAGGAGAAGACAUCGGGGCUGGUUAUACAGGUAUCGUAAGCCAUGAAAUGAGUACAACUGCAGCAGAUCCACCAAGACCUAGACUGGCCACCAAGGAGAAACCAGGGUUCUCAUCCACUGUAUGAUCUGAAUCUUGUUCAAAUACAACUAAAGUUUUGGAAAAUG